CUCCCCUCUCCUCCUCCUUCCUCUCCCUCCUUCUCCGCCUCCUCCUCCCCCGGCCGGCUCGACGAGCGCGCGGCAGCGCGCCACGCCCGCCUCGGCCCCUGCCCCCGGCCGUGAUGGCGGGGGUGGCCGUGCGGUACUCGUGGCGCGGCGAGAGAGCGGGUGUGGCACGCCGCGCUGGGCGACCCGGACGGCGUCCGGGUGGGCGCGUGGAGCGGGCUGAGCGCCGUCGCCGGGCUCGCUGCCACGCCGGAGGGCCCCGCCGCGGCAGAGGCCCUCCGCGCCGCCUUCGCGGAGUCCGUGCUGGGCGCGGCUGCCGUGAGCCACUUGCGCGUGGUGCCCGCGCAGCCGGGCCAGGCGGCGUGCGCGGUGGCGCCCCGCGCGGGGCAGAGCCUGGCCGCGCUCCUGGAGCGGGGGUGCCGCCAGGACGGGGGCAUCUUCCAGCUGCGGGCCUGCUUCGACAGGCCCUCCGGGCCAGGUUACCGCUUGGUCCAGGUGGCGUUGCCGCGUAUGUUCGUCCCCGCGCAGGCGCCCGCCGCGGCCACUGCGGGGCCUGAUGCCCCGCCCGUGGAGGAGUUCGACUGCGCGGAGGGCGGCCUUGUCGGCGACCUCAAGGCGAUGCUGCGGCAGCGCACGCGGCUGCCCGCGGAGCGCAUGGUGCUGCUCCUCGGCGGCGCCCGCCUCCACGACGGGCUGCCCCUGGCGCACCUCGCUGCGGCGGGCCCGGGCACGGCCGCGCUCGUGCUGCACCUGCAGCUCGCCGCGGGCGGGGUGCACCUGCUCGUGCGCCGCGAGGGGCAGGGCCACCGCGAGCCUCGCGGGCCCUGCCGGCUGACGCUGCGGCUGCCGCCCGGCGUGCGCGGCGCGCGCCAGCGGCCGCUCGCCGUGGACCCCGGGCAGAGCUUCGGGGACCUCUGCCGCGACGUGCAGGCCGCCUCUGGGCUGGCGCCCGCCGGGAUGCUGCUGGAGCUGCUGGCCCCGUCUGGGGGCAGGCAGCUGCUCGGCGCCAGGCGCACAGACCACGCCAGCACGCUGGCGGAGCUCGGCAUCCGCGACGGCUGCGAGGCCCGCGUCUGGCACGCGGCCGAGGAGCUGUGCCCCGCGAGCCCCUUCGACGUGGGCGUGGACGUGGCCCCCGCCGGGCAGGGCCAGGAACUCUACGCGGAGGUGGCGCGGCAGCUGGGCGUGGCGGACGCCGCCGGGCUGGCGCUGUACGCGGGCGGCGCGGCUCUGCCGCGCGAGCAGGGCCUGUCGGGGCUCGCCGACGGUAUGGUGCUGUCCGCGUUCGGAGGAGGGAGAUAG
This is a messenger RNA of Prorocentrum cordatum, 1299 nucleotides long. Lineage: Eukaryota; Dinophyceae; Prorocentrales; Prorocentraceae. The record is from the annotation of a GenBank genome assembly.